AUGACUACCGAAGAAAAUGUCCAUGAACGUAAUAUUGAAUCUAUAUCAUUGACUGAUGCAGAGCUUGUUGAAAUAAGGGGUACGUUAUUAAAAUCGCGGCAGCGGACCUUUGAAGGGGCAUAUUGGAGAACAUGUCUAUCAUCUUUUGGAUUUGCGCUUGUGAUUCUCCGCAUAUUUGAUAAAUCAUUUUAUGGCGUUGGAUUGGUCUUUAUAGCAUUUGGAGGUGGGAUGCUAUGUAUUUCCGCCUUAAGAAGGCGAUAUAAUUUAGACGUCUUUGAUAAUAGUAAACCAUUUGUCACGAGCGGAGGAUAUGUUGUACUAUCUGGAGGUGUAGCUCUUAUUACAUACUUGUCUUUAUUAAUAAUGAUUUUAAGGAUGGAUUAUUUAUAA
Molecule: messenger RNA, 390 nt
Organism: Funneliformis mosseae
Lineage: Eukaryota; Fungi; Glomeromycota; Glomeromycetes; Glomerales; Glomeraceae
Source: the annotation of a GenBank genome assembly